Molecule: messenger RNA, 2353 nt
Organism: Limanda limanda (common dab)
Lineage: Eukaryota; Metazoa; Chordata; Actinopteri; Pleuronectiformes; Pleuronectidae
Product: CCR4-NOT transcription complex subunit 2-like
Exons: 16
Coding region: 22-1719 (565 amino acids)
Biological process (GO): regulation of DNA-templated transcription; nuclear-transcribed mRNA poly(A) tail shortening; regulation of stem cell population maintenance
Cellular component (GO): CCR4-NOT core complex; P-body
Source: RefSeq, a predicted model, not a curated record
GGGAAGAAAGAUUGAUGCGGCAUGGGUUCACAUCCCUUAGUGACCGGAGCUGCUCUGGAAACGUUCGAAUCCAAAGCUGCUGUGACACGAGGUAUGUUUGGUGCUAACCGGAAGAAGUUUAUGGAGGGGGGGGUGGAGAACGACUACUCGGACGACUCAAGCCUCUACUACAGCCAGCAGUCCAUGUUCCCUCCUCACCGCCCAGAUAAAGAUAUGUUGGUGUCUUCCUCUGCUUCCUCAACGGGUCAACUGUCACAGCUGGGAGCCAGUUUAUAUGGUCCGCAGAGUGCGUUGGGGUUUCCCAUGCGUGGUAUGAACAGCAGCGCAGCCCCUCAGUUAAGUCGAAGUGGUCUGAACCAGUCUGCCAGCCAGCUCUCCAGUCAUGCCAGUACACCCAACUCUGGAACAAUGCACACGCCUCCAUCACCGAGCAGGGGCAUCCUGCCUAUGAACAGCCGGAGUGUCCUGAACCACAGCCAGCAGGUGGGCGGUCCCACGGCUCAAGCGGGAGGGAUGGGUGGUGGCAGCAGCGACAGGGGGGGUGGCGGCGGAGGAGGGAGGAGCGGCAGCAUGGGGAGUCCCAGCCGGUCGUCGCCCAGCAUCAUCGGGAUGCCUAAACAGCAGCAAGCACGGCAGCCGUUCACGAUUAACAGUAUGUCAGGGUUUGGGGUGAACAGGAAUCCCGGCUUCAACCUAAACAACUCAUUAUCCAACAACAUCUUCAAUGGAACAGAUGGCAGUGAGAAUGUGACGGGGCUGGACCUGUCGGAUUUCCCGGUGUUAGCAGAGAGGAGUCGGAGGGACGGAGGUUCGAAUCCCACCCCGCUGCUCAACCCGCUGGCCGGUCGGGCGCCUUACGGUGGGAUUGGCAUGGUAACCAAGCCGUCCAGUGAGCAGUCGCAAGACUUCUCGAUCCAUAACGAAGAUUUCCCAGCUCUCCCUGGUCCCAACUACCAAACAAAAGACCCCAGCAGCACCAACGAGGACAGCAAAACGAAUCUGAACUCGUCAGGAAAGUCCACCUCUAACUCAGAUGGUCCAAAGUUCCCCGGUGACAAGAGCUCUGCACCUAGCAACAACAACCAGCAGAAGAAAGGGAUCCAGGUUCUUCCUGACGGGCGCGUGACCAACAUCCCGGUCGGCAUGGUAACGGACCAGUUUGGAAUGAUUGGCUUGCUGACGUUCAUCCGGGCGGCGGAGACGGACCCUGGCAUGGUCCACCUGGCGCUGGGCUCGGACCUCACCACGCUGGGCCUCAACCUCAACUCACCCGAGAAUCUCUAUCCCAAAUUUGCGUCUCCCUGGGCGUCAGCUCCAUGUCGACCGCAGGAUAUCGACUUCCACGUCCCGUCAGAGUAUUUAACCAACAUCCACAUAAGGGACAAGUUAGCAGCUAUCAAGUUGUCUCGAUAUGGUGAAGAUCUGCUGUUUUAUCUCUACUACAUGAACGGUGGAGACCUACUACAACUGCUGGCUGCAGUAGAACUCUUUAACAGGGACUGGCGGUAUCACAAAGAAGAGCGGGUUUGGAUCACUCGGGCUCCGGGGAUGGAGCCCACGCUGAAGACCAACGCCUACGAGAGAGGGACCUACUACUUCUUCGACUGCAUCAACUGGAGAAAAGUGGCCAAGGAGUUUCAUCUGGAGUACGAUAAACUAGAAGAACGGCCUCACGUUCCCUCCACCUUCAACUACAAUCCUGCCCAGCAGGCCUUCUGAUUGGCUGUCCCUCCUCCUGCCUGCCUGCCAUUGGCCCUCCUGGCUCAUCCAUCACCCCCGUCUAGGUUUUAUUCCACCUCCACACACAUUUAACGUGAAUCUGGCCGUUGAGGAGUCGGGACAGGAGAGGACGUCCCGUCUCUUGACCUCUUAAGACUUUAUCAUUUUAACUUGACCGACCUUCUUUGUUCUUUACCUCAUUUUAUUUUGUUUUUAACUUUAUUUCCCACCCUCCCUCCAUGGGUUUGGUUCUGUUUUGUGGAGCACAGACUUAAUGUCAACAGACAGCACAGUACAACAAUCACAGACACGAGAGCUGUAAAUAACUGUCCAUCUGAUCGAGUGAUUCUCGUUUCUACUCCGUCUUUCAGAAUCUACUAUUUUUUUGUCAAGAGAAGCUUUUAAGAAGAAGCAGAUUUUAACACAGAACAAAGGAUUCGAUCACAAACGUCAGGAUGGAUAAUUAUUUCACUCCGGGUCUGAAGAACUAAAGAUAUUUAUCAGUUUUCUUUAUUUUUAUCAGUUUUCUCCGACAUUACACAUCAGAGCACACACAUCAGCAAACAGUGGACAGUCAGGAGAGGAAAUGCAAUGUACAUUGUAGCACUAUUUCAUAAUAAAAGGAGAAAAAACA